UACACACUCGUCAUAAUAGUUUGUCUUCACAUUGACCCGUUGUUCGAUGUUCGAAAAGUUAUUCCAGAACUACAAAAUCCCUGUGUUCUAGACUAGCAACGGAGUUCGAUAUAAGUUGUUUACAGUUACGACUGACUAUUCGAAUCGACAGACGCACAUUUGAGGCCGUCUCGUAUUUAGUUCAGACUUCUGGCGACAUGUCCAGAAGACGCGGCAGACGGAGACACCGGCGGGCCCGGGUGGUAACGUUCCCGUCCUGUCCUCUCUCACAUGUUGACAAGGAAGAUGGACGUCAGCGGUACCUGAUAGUAGCUGUGGUCACGGCGAUGCUUCUCUUUGCUGUGACAUCGGUUGCUGCCAUGGCGGUCACGGUUCAGUCCAACACCGAUGCGGACGAAGUUGCCACCAACCUUUCCCCGUACCGAAGCUGGGGAGACCACCGAGCAGAGAACGAUAAUGUAGCUGUGGUAACUAUCACGGUACCAUCCCGCUACAACACCGAUGUGAAUGACACGGACGCCAACGAUCCUUCGCACCAAAGCUGGGGAGACAGCCGAGUCGGCACCGCAGAUCCCGGCGGUCUCUCCGGGCAGAGCGGAUGGGAAAGGCCUUGGGUCCAGGUGAAGCACGGCUUCGCUGAAGGUGAAGACGACACUCAAGCUCAUCGCGAUUCCGACAGCAUGACAUCGACUGAUGCCUCUCCAAAGACGAAUAUAAUAUCUACUCCCCUUCCGACAGACGGCAUGGACAAUGUCAAAGUUCCUGACCAGACGGAGACUCUCAGAUCUGCGGGCUGGAAAAGUUUCCGUGUUGAGAAGGAUCCCACGUGCGACGUCUCUAGUCACACUCAGGUCCCAACGGUCGGGCCACAAGUUGGAGAUGUAGAGUGGGAUGGAGUCGAGGUCUGGAGGUUCACGGUUGAAUAUAACCACCGCAGCACCGUCAGGGUUCGCCUGUCAAAGAUCCCCGACGACUCCUCUCCAGAGACCAACGACAGCCCCGCCGCUAACAUGACCCAGCUUGAGCUCAAACCGAAUUCCUCACUUGAGAAGAAAUUACGCGGUGGCAUCGACAACACGGGCACUACCGCUAUGGACAAUGUACGAAUGACGAACACCACAGAUUUGAAACUGUACCUGGAUACCGUGCUGACCGACAGCAUGAAGAGCCGUGAGAGAAAGCAUCGCGUCAUCAAACGUAUCAAGAAGGCCCGAGCCAUCGCACUGGCUGUGGUCGGUGUGCUGAUAGCGACUGAUGCACUUCCAAAGAUGAAUACCAAGUCCACGACCCCUCCGACAGACGAAAUGAAGAAUGCCCAAGUUCCUGACCAGACGGAGACUCUCGAGUCCGAGGGCUGGAAAAGGUUCCGUUUUGAGCAAAAUCUCACGUGCGACGUCUACAGUCACACUCAUCAGGUCCCAACGGUCGGGUCACAAGUUGGAGAUGGAGAGUGGGAUGGAUACGAGAACUGGGGCUUUACAGCCAAAGAUAACCACCGCAGCGCCGCCAGGGUACGCCACCGUGUUUCAAAGAUCCCCGACGACUCCUCUCCAGAGACCAGCGACAGCCCCGCCCCUAACAUGACCCAACUUGAGCCCAAACCGAUCUCUUCACUUGACAAUAAAGUACGCGGUGACAUCGACAACACGCACACUUCCGCUAUGGACAAUGUACGAAUUAACACCAUGGAUUUGAAUCUGUACCUGAAUGCCGUGCUGACCGACAGCAUGAAGAGCCGCAAGAGAAAAUACCGCGUGGUCAAACGUAUCAAGAAGGCCCGAGCCAUCGCACUGGUAGUCGUUGGUAUGCUGAUAGCGGGAGCGGUUGCACACACCUUCCUGGCCCACAUUCCAAAGUGAAAAGGGUCUUAUUUGUUAGAAAAAAUGCUCAAGAGUUCUUGAUGUACCACUGAUGUAAUUAUACUGCAGAAGGGAAAAUUGACUGAUUGUCGAUGGUUUCUUUUGUUACAAUAGGUGACAUGUUGUUGUACUAGACUAUGUUAAACUUCCGUUACAAUGUAACAUUGUACAACACAUAUUCCUAAUAAAAACAUAUUGGAGGGUAACAA
Messenger RNA from Branchiostoma floridae (Florida lancelet), 2068 nucleotides. RefSeq lists its product as uncharacterized. The record is from RefSeq and is a predicted model, not a curated record. The transcript is spliced from 3 exons. NCBI's taxonomy places the organism in Eukaryota, Metazoa, Chordata, Leptocardii, Amphioxiformes, Branchiostomatidae. The coding region runs from base 198 to 1859 and encodes 553 amino acids.